Molecule: messenger RNA, 6905 nt
Organism: Triticum aestivum (bread wheat)
Lineage: Eukaryota; Viridiplantae; Streptophyta; Magnoliopsida; Poales; Poaceae
Product: protein MAIN-LIKE 1-like
Exons: 7
Coding region: 4760-5896 (378 amino acids)
Biological process (GO): meristem maintenance; meristem development
Source: RefSeq, a predicted model, not a curated record
UCAACGGCCAGCUAACGUGGGUUAAUUCCAGCUAGCUAGCUAGCCUGCGGCAGGCAGAUCUCUCAUUCAAGCUAGUCCAUGCCAUGCCUUUCCACAGCUUUCUUGAACUUCUCUUGCGCCUCUCCUUAAUUACUCCCCACUCUCUCUGUCUCUCCCUUUCUCUCCGUUGGUAGAGAGAGACAUGAAUGGGGAGAGAGAACAGGAGCAGGAGCAGCAAGAAGAGGGUCAAGAAAGCUGUGGGAAGAAAUGGCAUAUCCAGGACUUUCAAUUGCAACUAAUUUCCAAUUGCUGGGAGCGGGAGAUUUCAUGUUAAUCUCCACGUAAGUGUAAGUUGAUUCGUAUCAGAUCACUGGAACUAAUUAGCUCUUUCCCGCAAAAAAGGAAUUAAUUAACUCUAGAUCAUCCGUGCAUUUUGAUCUUCCUAUAGUUCCCAUACAUCUUAAUUUGCUUCAUUUCUGACUCCUUGGCUUCUUGAUUUCGUGGUUGGAUUGGAUGAUGGUUCCUCUUUUUCUUUUUGCCUCUCUCACUUUAAUUUCAUUUUUAGAUUGGCGUUCUUUUUGGCUCCUCAAAUAUAGCUAGCUGGUUCAGUUGUACUAUGUGAAAGUGGUGAAGUUCGUGGAGAUCUCACACAUAUUUGCGAAAAUAUUAUUCGGAACCUCUCUAUGUCAUAUGAACCCAUUUUGGAAAUUCAGGAUAAAAUAACUGUACUAUAAAGUUAAAAAAUUAUAUAAGUUGGUACGGUGCAAACUUAUCCUUGUGAAUUAUAUAUACAAAAAUGAUCAUUUUCAAGCAGCGUGAAUUUGCAAAUCAAGCUAUUAAACAAACUAGCUAAUUGCCCGUGCAUUGCAAUGAGACAUACAUAAUCUAGUGGUUCAACACCAAUCGUGUCCAACAUAAGUCUUACACUGACGACAUUCUAUAUUUACGUAAGAUUUGAUUUGAUUUGAGUAUCGAUAGGGGAAGGCAAGGACAUUUUUUAUUUAGCUGACGUUUCAGUAAGAUUUAAUUUGAUUUGGUUGAGUUAAUGUAGGACAUGGGGGAGGGGAAUCCUAGGAUAGGGGCAGUUGGAUGUAUGAACGACAUUCCUCAGCUCUCUUUUAAUAGUAGAGAUUGCUAUGCAGACAUAUAUUCUUCUAGUUAUUUUUGCUUUGAGCAUAAAUAAUGAUAAUUUCUAUGUAAACUCGUAAGGAUGGGUUUGUACCAAUUACCUACAUAUAUAUAAAAAAUUGUAUUAUUUUCUAAAAGCUUAUAGGAUUCCCUUUUUGUUAAAUACGAAAAGUAUGUUCAUACAAACUCAAGUUCAAAAAUUAUUUCUUUCUUUAGCUUUUACUACUAGUAAAUAUGUACGUGCAACACACGUUGAUAUUAGGCAGAUAUUAAUUGCACACAAAUAUUAGGUAGGAUAUUAUUUAAGUAUUAGUUAUGUGAUUAGUGCUAAAUUUAUAUUUAGUAUGUAAUUAAUUACACGCUAAACAUGUUGAGCGCUGACCAUUGGAGCAAUCUAGGUCAUUGGAUUGACCUGAUUUAAUGGUCGAGAUUGGUUGGAUUUGCUUCUUUGAGUCUUUUUAUAUUGGUAUAUAGAUAUAUGUUUCCAUAUUAAUAAAAAAAUCUCGAAUACGCACGAGUGUGUGUACUAUAUACUCCCUCCGUUUUUAUUUACUUUGCAUAUUAGCUUUGGUCAAAGUCAAGCUUUAUAAACUUUGACAAAAUUUAUACACAAAGAUAUUAACAUGUACAAUUACAAAUCAAUACCAUUAGAUUCAUUAUUGAACGUACUUUCGCAUCAUAUAAAAUUGUUAUCGUAAAUAUUUAUAUUCUUUCUUAUAAACUUGGUCAAACUUUAUGAAGUUUGACUUCAGUCAACUCUAAUAUGCAGAGUAAAUAAAAACGGAGGGAGUAUUAAAGAAGGAGUGGGUGUGAAGAGUGACACUUGAAGGAGCCGGGCCAUGUGUAUAUAUUGGUUGUGUGCCAUAAAAUAUAUACACUAUUGGAUGUGUGCCAUGUGCAAUGAAAAAUGAACGGAUAUGAUGGCUUGGUACAGUAUACACAUGACAAAAUUGAAGAAAAAUGGGCCACCGUUGUCUUGGAUCCUAGAUAAGAUUGUUAUACUUGGGUCAGUUUCACUUCAGAAAUCCAAAAAAUGUACAACCGGUGCAGAAAAUAAUGAGAAUUGUAUGAGCAAAAAUAAUAAAAGAAUCUUCACUGCCGACAUUCUGAAAAGUUCUUAUGGCAAUCGGACAAAUUGCGAUGACUGCUAAAAUUGCUCUAAUGUCACCAAUGCAUCAUGAGAUAUAAUGCAUACUCCCUUCAUUCCACAAUGUAGCGCGUAUAGGUAUUUUCAGAAAUCAAACUUUUACCAAGUUUGUAAAAGCAAUAUAUACAUCUAGAGUACAUAUCAUUAGAUACAUCAUAAGACAUAUUUUGAUAUUAUAUAAAUUUGGUAUUGUAAAUAUAAAUUGUUUUGUCUGUUGAUUAAAGUUUGUAAAGUUGGACUUUUCAGAAUAUUUAUAUGCACUACAUUAUGAGACGGAGGAAAUAUAUUAUAUUUUACUCCGCAGGAUGCUUAGUAAUCCGAUACAGUAGUGGCCACAAUGAGAAAUGCACGGAUACGAUGGCUUGGUACGGUACACACAAGACAAAAAUUGAAGAAACCGUUGCCUUGCGUCCAAGAUAAGAUAUGGGGUAAAUUUCAGUUCAGAAGCCCAAAAGAUGGACAAACUGGCGUAUAAAUGAACGAGAACUGUAUGAGCAAAAAUUAAUAAUAAUAGAAAUGUUUGCCUGCCGACAUUCUACAAGGCUGGAUCGACGCAGCAGGGGAUGUUCCACAACCUGUCAAGGUUAACUUUCGCUUUACCCCACUGACAGCCAGCCAGCCACACAUGCCCAGCCAGUGACACAAGGCAGCUUUCCCCUCUGCUCACUCCACCUCCUCCUCCAUCUCUUUCCUCGGCCCGUUCACCCAUAGCAGCGCAGAGGGAGCGCUGUGCCCCCAUCCAUCUCCAUCACAGCGACAACACUCCGGCGAGGACCAAGGGGAGGAAGGGGGCACUGACGCCUUGGACCCGUAGCUGCCGCCGGCCCACAUUCAUGUGGUGGCAGUCGGUGGCCCCUGCUGCUGCGUGUGUCAGGUAGGUAGGCUGCUUGGUCGGUGUCAGUCAGCAUUACUGUUACCCCUUCCUCAGUGGAGUAGAUCUCUCUCGUGUCAGACUCACCGCCUGCCCAGGAAUGAUGAGUGGUUUUCACCGCAAGGCAGGCCAUGGCCGUGUCAGCAAGCAAGGGAUCGGGAUCAGUCCAGUAAAAAUUCUCUCUGAGAGUGGGUAGGUCUCUAACCUGGCUGCAAUGGAAUGGAAUGGAAGGAAGUCCAGCUAGGAUAUGGUGACACAAGAAGCCCAGCUUUUGGCUAUUUUGUACUUGCCGUCAGCACCUUCUUAAUGGAAACUUAGCAGCCCUCGUGCUGACUUUCGAAGGGGAAAAUGCCAUGCUGGCUUCAACCGUGCGAUCUACUAGGCGCAGCUGCAUAAGUUGGACAGGCAUCAAUCGAGCUGCACAGACAGCUAGACGUGGGCCGUGCUAGGCAAAAUUUCGUGUUUUGACCCUUUUAUGAUAUAAAAUCGAGAUUUGACCCCUGUUUGAAUUUUUUUCGUGAUUUGACCCUUUCUCCUACCGCCACGAGGCCCGGCGGUAGGAUCCUAUAGCCUACCGCCAGCACCUGCGGCGGUAGCAAACUUAUCCACGUCAGCAGUGAUAACGGCCUCCGUGCCCCCUCCAUCACACCCUACCGCCGCUCCGUCUGGCGGUAGGAUGCCUGAACCUACCGCCAGGUCUCUGGCAGUACGGUGCGGACAUAUAUAAACCGCGGGCCGGCCGCCCCCACCCCCUUCUCCCCCCCCCCCCCCACCCCCACCACGAAGAACAGAGCAGUUCCUCCAACUCGCCCUCUCUCAUCCCCUCCACUCCCCCCUCCGAUCGUCUUCGUUUCUUCAUGGAUUUUGCGGAUCGAGAUGGCUCCGAAGAGAGAAAAAUAAGCUCUUUCGAUCCCUCCAAUUAGUUUUAAUCAAACACCUUUCGAUUCGUCGCAUUAUUCGAUUCAAAUCACUCCUUUUUUGAACUAGAUUGAAUAUUUUUUUAACCCUAGGAUUGAUUUAGGUUGAUUCUAGAUGUUAUAUUGUGUUAGAUAUGAACUCUAUUCACUAGUUGGUAUGGUUGUGUUAAGAUGAACCCUAGUUCAUAUUUGAUUUCAAUUUAUUUUUUUGAUAUGAUGCAUGUUGGAGGCAUUUGUUGUGAUAGAUGACGCAUGUUCCAAUGCUAUGAUGCUAGUAUUGGAUGUAGUGUAUGAUGAAUAUUGGAGAUGAAUAUUGGAGAUAUUUGUCAUAUGUAGUGUAUGAAUCCUCAAGAUGAACCUAGUUCAUAAUUUUUUGUUAUCAAAAAAUUUAUUAUAUGAUGAAUAUUGGAGAUAUUUGUUGCAUGUAGUGUAUGUUAGAUGAUGGAAAUACUGGAUUUUGUCGGGGUAAAAAUGGUGAACCCCUCAAGAUGAACCCUAGUUCAUGUUUUUUGUUUUUUAAGAAAAUAUAAGAUGAUGCAUGUUGGAUGUUGUUGGAGAAAUAUGUGAUAUGAUGCAUUUGAACCUUGAUGAGCCUUUGUUAUGCAUCUAUAUGUCCCCUGGUUCAUGUUAAAAAUUCUUUUGAUAUGUGUAUUCUAAUGUUUAUGCAAUUUUUUUAGGAGGCCACCUCUUGCGGAUGACAUUGGCAUCAAGUAUACUAUGCUUGACCCUACGUUCGACAAGGGCCAUCGUGCCAGUUUUAUUGAGAACGGAGUGAUGCUCCUGCCACUGCGGAUGAGGGGUCACGGGACGACCGUGAAGAUGGAGUACGACGAGCGGUACGCGCCGUUCUACAGGAGAGCCCGACUGCUGGGUUUCGUCCUACAGUUCAAGCGCAAGCCGCCGGCGCUCGUCCACUCAGCUCUCACGGCUUUGGUCGAUCGGUGGCGGCCAGAGACGCACAACUUCCAUCUUCCAUGUGGGGAGAUGACGGUUACACUCGAGGAUUGGGGGAUGAUUACGGGCCUACCGCUCGAGGGUAAUGCUCUGACAGGACGAGUGGAGAGGAAGAACUGGCACGACAGGGUUGUCGCCCUCAUUGGCGACUGCCCCCCAGAUAAGAAGAACCGGACUUCCGGCGCCCCGCUGCCCUGGCUCCUGAAGUACCGGAGCAAGUGCCCGGAAGGGGCUGAACCUCGGGUGGUGGAGCAGUACGCCAGGGCCUACCUAUGGUAUCUUCUCACGGAGGUAGUGUUUCCUGACUGCUCUGGGGACAUUGCCCUCUGGAUGUAUCUCGACUUCCUGGCGGACUGGGAUGCGGGGUACAGCUGGGGGGCCGCCAGCCUCGCCUACCUAUACCGUUCGCUUGACGAUGCAACCCGGAGGACGGAAGCUACGUCCGGUAUGUGUGGAUGUGUGUGGGGCCUCUCCAUUUGGAUGUGGGAGCGAAUCCCGGUGGGUCGUCCGGAGAAGCUUAGAGCGCGUGCAUGGACUUACUAUGGCGAAGAUGGCGACGAUGCUCGAUACCCGACCGCCGCAUACGCUUGGGACGUGGUGGGUACAAUCUCGGGUGAAUCCAAGGCCUUGUACAAGAUCUUCAUCAACGAGCUUGAUGCUCUGACGCCUCUCCAGGUUAACUGGCGGUCGUAUACUGACGACCGAGAGUGGGGGUUCGAGCUGAACAUGAUGUGCAAGCAGGACCGGCUUCUCUGGCGGUGCAUCGUGCCCAUGAUUUGUGUCUAUGCCGUCGAGUACCACUUGCCACAGCGCGUUUUGCCGCGCAGUUUGGUAAGGCGCAGCGUACACCACCCGCCGACAUCGUCAAAGAUACCGGUGGCUACGACCUGCACUUGCUGAGCAGGCAGAAGAAUCAGUCUAUCACUGAUUGGGGAGAGCAACAUGCCAAAUACGUGACUGAAUGGAACCAGUGGAAAACUCGCAAAGAUGUGGAGAGAAGAGUGAUUGACUGGGAGGAGUACUCAGAUCACCUGCUGUGGUUCGACGAUGGCAUCAAGCAUCGUCUGCGCCUAAGGCCAUAGUGGACGACGGCAGACGCCGAAAGUCUGUACGACGACGACUCCGAGAAUGAAGCCUACAAUGACAGCAUCAGAGAGCUACAGGGCGGAUUUAGGGAGUACGGACCCAUCAUGAAGAGAGUGUCUUCGGAGCUGAACAAAAGCAUUUUUGAUGCCUCUGAUGCGCUUAGUUCUAUCCCCGGGACUCGAGCUAGUGAGAACAAGUUGAGGGGAACGGUGAAGAAGUUCGUCAAAAAAUGUCGCAAGCUUGUGGGCCUGCUUGGGUGUGCCACCUCCUCUGCUGAUGUGAUUGCUCCUGCAGGACCGAUGCGUAGCCUCGCUUCAUCGAGCCAGGCCGCCUCAUCGUCUAUGGCGGUUCAAGAUGACGAGGAGGAGGGCGAGGACGAUGAUGAUGAAGAGGAAGAUGAAGAAGAAGGCGAGGAAGAGGGAGCAGAAGAAGAACAUGGUGAAGAAGAGGAAGAGGACGAUGAGUAAGAGGACGAUGAGGAGGAGGAGUACGAUGAUCCCGACGGACCUCCACCAACUCAGACAACCCAGCGUGAGAAGAGAAAUGUGCCGAAGAAGGAUUGGAAGAGUCCAUCCCCAUUUCAGAAAGCGCGUCCUACUCAUCGCAAGAAGGCAGCCGAGAAGCGAUCAAAGAACAACGAGGACCGGACCGCGAAGAGGGGAAGGAAGGACUGAAGUUGCUGCCGUGUCGUUGAACUAAAAACUUGUAUGUUUGCUUCGUGAACCAUAUGGAUUUGCUGGUGAAACUGUUUCGUUAAUUUGCUAUGUAUAACUUGGUGAAAACCUUUGUGGAUGUCUAUUUGCUAUGUAUCCAACCUAUCUUA